This is a messenger RNA of Ophidiomyces ophidiicola, 1293 nucleotides long. RefSeq lists its product as uncharacterized. The coding region runs from base 1 to 1293 and encodes 430 amino acids. Gene Ontology annotation, molecular function: 2-oxoglutarate-dependent dioxygenase activity. NCBI's taxonomy places the organism in Eukaryota, Fungi, Ascomycota, Eurotiomycetes, Onygenales, Onygenaceae. The record is from RefSeq and is a predicted model, not a curated record. The transcript has 3 exons.
AUGGCGUGGCUCGACGUUCGCAAGAGCACCCACCAAGCAAGCGAGAUAUAUCGGUUCCGCUUUGACCUGGGCGUCUGGCUCUCGCUUGGGGCUGUGCCGACGCCCGAGGCUGGCGAUUUGGCAGACAUCGCGCUGGAUUCAGGAUGCCGGAGGGACACACGCAAUCGAGGCCGUGGCAGCGUUGAGACAGCGCCGGGCCGCGCAGAGGAGCGACGUUGGGGUCUACUGGAGAGGGGAAUCUCGGCAACCUUUGGAAUCUGGGGAAUGGCGGACGAUGAGCUUCAUAGUCGCGACGCCGACACGCUGCCACAAUCUGCUGCUCUGACGCUGGCUGGUGCGGCGAGAGAGGGCAUGAAGAGCAAGGCAGCGGGUCUUAUUCGCUUUUCGGCCCUAGAGACACUGGCCAGCAGCUGCACUUCUGUGUUCCGCGAGUCCUACUUCAAGCCCCAGCGCCCCGUUGUGCUUCCUCGAGGCCGAUUUCGAGAGCUGCCGGCAGCCUCACGAUGGUUUGUUCCGGUGCCGUUGGCCAGUGACGGUGACGUGUCAUCGCUGAGAUCGCUCAAUGUCGGGUACUUGUCGUCGCAUCGUGACUGUUACGUGCCGCUCGAAUUGACUACAAGAAGAGUUUGUGAAGAUGGGCAUCUGGAGGAAUCAUUCAAGCGUUUCCACGCUCCUCUGGGUCUAUUCCUCGACUGGACCCGAUCAAUCGAGUCGUCCAGCCUAGGAAACGCAGCUGCGAACGCCGAAGCAAGCCGCCGCCCAGAUACCCGCCUCUACCUCGCCCAGUGCCAGUUGCUGGACCUCACACCCCAGCUGCGGGACGAUCUCCCGACCCCAUCAUACGUCUCAGACGCCGGCAAAGGAGACAUCUACGACACAAAUAUUUGGGUAGGAGUUGCGCCCACAUACACCCCCUUGCAUCGAGACCCCAAUCCGAAUAUUUUUGUGCAGCUCGCAGGCUCAAAACAUGUACGACUGCUCCCUCCAAGUGCCGGCCUUGCGAUCUUUAAUUGCGUGAGUCAGCGACUUGGAAGGAAUGGUGGAGCUGGAAGUGCCGUAUUUCGAGGUGACGAUAUGAUGUAUGGGCCGGAGAAGGACUUGCUUGAGCGGGAAACAUGGGGAGAGCAAGAUACUGGAUCCGACGUACCGGCGAUGUACAACGACGCCUAUGAAACUGUGGUUCAUGCCGGGGAUGGUAUUUUUAUUCCGAUGGGCUGGUGGCAUAGUAUCAGGGGUGUUGGAAUGGGAAUUACAGCAUCGGUGAGUGUCAUCGGCCUAGGAGAUACUCUGUAG